AUGUCGUCUCAACCACCCGCUAGAGCUUACGUCUCGUCCUCUGGGACACUCGGUACUCGACCACUCUCCGUCAAGGUGAAAGAAGGGGCAUAUGGAUGGUGGAUGAUGUUUUAUCUCUUCUGGGAGACGUUGCUGCUGCCCAUGCUGAACCCCACAUUAUUUGCCAACCCUUCGAUGAGACCAACGAAAUCAAGCGCUAGUAAAGGAUCCGGAGGUGGAGGAGGAGGGUACCCUCGAGGUGGUGGUGGAGGAGAAGGAGGCAGCGGGCGAGGAGGAGGAGGAGGAGGAGGUGGUGGUGGUGGUGGUGGAGGAGGCGGCGGUGGAGGCGGUACUUGGCGAGGAAACUCCGGAGGAGGGUUUAGGACGAUGGGUGAUAUCACUGGAGGUAAUACUGUCGAUGGAUGCCGAGCGACUUGUGGAUAA
Messenger RNA from Kockovaella imperatae, 423 nucleotides. RefSeq lists its product as hypothetical. The transcript has 3 exons. Lineage: Eukaryota; Fungi; Basidiomycota; Tremellomycetes; Tremellales; Cuniculitremaceae. Bases 1 to 423 code for a protein of 140 amino acids. The record is from RefSeq and is a predicted model, not a curated record.